UCCAUCUUCACCGAUCCAGCUAGUCGAGUUCGUUAGCUAAAGCCACAGUGGUUCCAUAUUUACCCGCAUAUAUAUCCUCAUCUAUAUCUAUAUAUAUGUUUAGGUGAUAGCGAAUGGCGUCAACGUUGCUCUCACCCAUGGUGGACUACUACAACGACGAAGAGGAGCUGGACAGUGUGGAUGAAGACGACGACCGGAGUUUCCGAGGCAGAGAUUCAGAAGAAGAUACCGAAGACGCCAGUGAAACAGACUUGGCGAAGCAUGAUGAAGAUGAUUACGUGGAAAUCAAGGAACAGAUGUACCAAGACAAACUGGCAUCAUUGAAAAGGCAACUGCAACAACUCCAAGAAGGCACCCUACAGGAGUACCAGAAGAGAAUGAAGAAGCUGGAACAGCAAUAUAAGGAGAGACUCCGCAACGCAGAUCUCUUCCUCCAGCUCGAGACAGAGCAGGUGGAGAGGAACUACAUCAAAGAGAAGAAGGCGGCCGUCAAGGAGUUUGAUGACAAGAAGGUGGAACUGAAAGAGAACUUGAUUGCAGAACUGGAGGAGAAGAAAAAGAUGAUAGAGAACGAGAAACUAACAAUGGAGCUGACCGGAGAUUCCAUGGAAGUGAAACCCAUCAUGACACGGAAGCUACGGAGGAGACCCAACGAUCCCGUCCCAAUUCCAGACAAACGCAGAAAACCUGCUCCGGCCCAGCUAAACUACUUACUGACUGAGGAGCAAAUACUGGAGGAUCUGAGAACACUGAACAAGCUAAAGUCCCCAAAGAGACCAGCCUCACCCUCUUCACCAGAGCACCUUCCCAUCGCUCCGAUGGAAAGCCCAUCCCAGCGAUACGAGGCACGGAUAGAGGAGGGAAAACUGUACUACGACAAGAGAUGGUACCAUAAGAGCCAGGCCAUCUAUCUGGAGUCGAAGGACAACACAAGGAUCAGCUGUGUCAUCAGUUCUGUGGGCACCGGUGAGAUCUGGGUGAGGAAGACCAGUGACAGUACAAAAAUGAGGAUUUAUUUAGGCCAGCUACAGCGAGGGGCCUUUAUCAUCAGACGGCGCUCAGCAGUGUAGAUACAGCUUUCCCUCACUCUUCAUUUUCCUCCUCCCUUUCACUCUCCUCCUACAGCUUGUCUGUCGGUCGGUCGGAGACACAAAACAGGACUCACCCCUUCACACUUCCCUCCACCCUCCCGCUCAUCCUUUCAUGUUUUUAUGCCAUUGAAGUCCAUGUCGAACAUGUGAGACUGUGUAUUAACUUUAUUCAGAAUCAUGUUUGUCCAGCCACUUUGAAGGGGGUCCUUGUUUUUCUUUCUGGGAACGGGGGUGGGUAAAGUGAAUGUUUCAUACAUCUGUUUGUUUUUCUUGUACAGUUUUGCAUAUUUGACAUUUUUGUACAGACUAAACGAUGUGGCAUCACGCCCACUGAAACUCCCCACAGUGCCAAAAGGACAGGAGUUCUUGAGCAGUGGUGCCUUCCUAAACCUCCCCAAUGCAACUCUGAACACAAACAACCAGGCGUGACCGACAAAGCCAGCCGACCAGCUGAUGAUGGUCGGCCUUGGAUGAAAUUAACAUUUUUACCCCGUCCAUUCGGAUCCUGGUUACGACCCAUGUUUUCGAUCUGGCUUGGCUCCUGGCACGGAUCAAAACCGAUGGAAUGUUUGGUGUUGUUGGAUGAGGUACGCGGGCAGCUCUGAGGGUAAAACUGGACUGUCAGAGGACUGGCUAGAAAAGGCACUACACCGACCUGCAAUGCCGACGGGUUGAUCUUGGGUUAGGUGUCAUCAGGUGCUUGUAAACCACGUUUAAAAAUGAAAUGCUUUGUUCAUAUUUUUAUUAUAGAUGGUAACUGUUAUUGGAAUCAUAUCCUCUAAUUUGGUUUCAUAAUGGAAAAUAAAUUAGUGGUACUUUGGAAAAGAGGCACAAAGUCUACAUUUAUUCUUUGUGAAUCAACAGAAUUAUUCUUUUAAAUCUGAUGUGAAUGGAAACAGUAACCUGGCACCCAGGUCACUGGUUGUGGUUUUAGUAUACUGUAUGGAGCACCAUAACAUUUGAAUUAAUUUUCUGGUUUUAGUUUUAUAUUCAAGCUGAAAUAAAUUAUGCUGGUUCAGAAAUGUU
Messenger RNA from Electrophorus electricus (electric eel), 2117 nucleotides. RefSeq names its product SDS3 homolog, SIN3A corepressor complex component (gene suds3). The record is from RefSeq and is a predicted model, not a curated record. NCBI's taxonomy places the organism in Eukaryota, Metazoa, Chordata, Actinopteri, Gymnotiformes, Gymnotidae.